Molecule: messenger RNA, 459 nt
Organism: Pichia kudriavzevii
Lineage: Eukaryota; Fungi; Ascomycota; Pichiomycetes; Pichiales; Pichiaceae
Exons: 1
Coding region: 1-459 (152 amino acids)
Source: RefSeq, a predicted model, not a curated record
AUGCUUUAUGUAGGUGACUACUCUGUUAUAUAUAACAAGAAAACGAUAUUGCCAAAACCACAAAGUCUAAACCCGACAUUUGUACAUAUUAGCAACCUUGCAAUGAAUUCUUUGUUUGUUUGUUUGUUUGUUUGUUUGUUUGUUUGUUUGUUGUUGUGUCCUUUUAUUUGUUGGCGUGAAAAACGCGCUCCGUGUUUAUGUAUUUCCGCAUCGGGUGCGUGUUUUCCUCUGGCCGAGGUGGAAAAAAGCGGAAGGGGGUAUCCAGCGCGUUCUGACCGUGAAGCUGCCGGUUCCAGAUCUCUGGGUAAAAACAAACGUGAUCACGUGGCCUUUAAGCAAUUUGUAUGUACGUCACGUGUAGAGAAACAUUGCCGGAAAAAUGAAAACAAAGUUAAAUAUGAAGAUCUAUUUAUAAAUGGGGUAAACGUAUGUUUAAUAAUACCAAAUUCAUUGGUGUGA